GAGAAGAGAGAGAGAGAGAGAGAAUCUAGCAAGCAAAUGAGCAGCGCAUCUACAUCUUCUUCGCCCUGGGAAUAAACUGGGUAUCAUUCUUUGUCUGCCUCGGUUUCUUCGCGAUCCUCUCCUUCCUUUUCAUUCCACAUUGACCCUUCUCAUUUACAGCAUUUAUACUUCCGAACCCUUCUCCCUCUCCACUCUUUCAUCUUUCUCCCCUUGCUUCAUAAGUGAAACAUGGCAGCUGCAGCAUGCCAAGCAAUUGGAGUGAUUCAACCCGCCAGUCGCUUUAGCCGUUCUUGCCUACAUCAUGAUUGUAGAAAUGCCUCAAUGAAGUCAGCCUCAAGUGGAUUCAGGGCUGAUGUUGCAUUGGCGGCAAGAGGAAGAUAUUUCUUUAAGAAGCAAAGUUUUGGUGUGAUUCAGGCAGCCACCUCUCAAACUACCGCAUUUGAAGCUGUUCCGGCUCCAUCUAGUACCACACCCAAUGAUUCCAAAAAGAAAACGAAGGAAGCUGCUUUGAUCCUGAUUAGGCACGGAGAAUCAAUGUGGAACGAGAAAAACUUGUUCACGGGCUGCGUUGAUGUGCCUUUGACCAAAAAGGGUGUGGACGAGGCUAUUGAAGCCGGGAGGCGAAUCAGCAAUAUACCUGUUGACAUGAUCUAUACGUCUUCUUUGAUUCGUGCACAGAUGACUGCCAUGCUAGCUAUGACACAGCACCGGCGCAAGAAGGUGCCAAUCAUCACACACAAUGAGAAUGAACAAGCAAGAGCAUGGAGUCAAAUUUUCAGUGACGAGACCAAGAAGCAAUGCAUCCCUGUUGUAACGGCAUGGCAAUUGAAUGAAAGAAUGUAUGGGGAAUUGCAGGGUCUUAAUAAGCAGGAAACUGCAGAGCUGUAUGGAAAGGAGAAAGUCCAUGAAUGGCGUCGUAGCUAUGAUAUACCUCCACCAAAUGGUGAGAGUUUGGAAAUGUGUGCUCAAAGAGCAGUUGCCUACUUCAAAGAGAAUAUUGAACCACAACUUGAGAGUGGGAAAAAUGUCAUGAUUGCCGCCCAUGGGAAUUCGUUGAGAUCCAUCAUUAUGUACUUGGACAAGCUAACUUCCGAAGAGGUCAUAAGCUUGGAAUUAUCCACUGGAAUUCCCAUGCUUUACAUUUUCAAAGAGGGAAGGUUUAUCCGCAGGGGAAGUCCAGCCGGGCCUAAAGAGGCAGGCGUUUAUGCUUACACUAAGACAUUGGCUCAGUACAGGCAAAAGUUGGACGACUUGUUCGAGUGAUGUGGUUCCACUUGGUUUGGCCAUUGUUCUUCUGUAUCUGUUCAUCUGGAGGAAAAAAAAGUAUUCUUUAUACUGUAAGUGUGUGCUAUAUACAUAGCCAGGAUAGAUUCUGCUGCUGCGAAAUGCAAUGUCAUUCAAGUAUAAAUGUCUGCCAUUUUUCUUUUUGUACGGAGCUAAACCGUGUUUUGUGGAGUUCUAGAAUAUAAAGUUGAAAAGAACAUACCUAUUAUUGUGGUGUAAAAUAUUGAAGUUUUUAGUUCUCUGGAUUCAAAUAACUCUUGUGAAAACAAUUCAAAUUAUCUAAAGAUCAUCAUGAUCUAAAAGCUAGUAAAGCCUGAACCCAUGU
Cuscuta campestris is the source of this 1609-nucleotide messenger RNA. The record is from the annotation of a GenBank genome assembly. Lineage: Eukaryota; Viridiplantae; Streptophyta; Magnoliopsida; Solanales; Convolvulaceae.